Messenger RNA from Pyrus x bretschneideri (Chinese white pear), 749 nucleotides. RefSeq lists its product as uncharacterized. Lineage: Eukaryota; Viridiplantae; Streptophyta; Magnoliopsida; Rosales; Rosaceae. The record is from RefSeq and is a predicted model, not a curated record. The transcript is spliced from 3 exons. Gene Ontology annotation, molecular function: DNA binding. The coding region runs from base 71 to 538 and encodes 155 amino acids.
CAUUCACACCAAAGCUGCUAGCAAAUACAGAAGAGAGCAGUUGAUCCCUGCAGCUACCAAGUUAUUGAAAAUGAAGCGAGAGUUUGGAUCUCUCCCUGCACAAAAGGAAGAGCAAGCAGAGGGAGAUGGGGUGCUUUGUGCAGUGUCAUAUGAUGCCGUCCCUCUACAAGCUGUACCAGCACCGCAGCUUCUGGUGAAGUUCGUUCCUGGAGAAAAUUAUGGACUGCCCGAGGGAUGGGCUGUGGAGGAAAAGCCACGGACCACUGUUAAAGGCCGCAGCCGAGAAGACAAGUUUUGCCAUCAUAUUCCAACUGGAAAGCGAUUCCGAUCACUCAGCGAUGCAAAGAAGUGGAUCAAGGAAGAAACUACAGGAGGGCAGGCACAUGGAAAAUCUAAAGAUGGUCAUGAGAGUUCUAAACCCGCGCAAAAUAGUACUACAAGAAGAAGGAGAAAAGCAACUCAGAUUCCCGAUCUAACGAAGAAUCGAUGGCUCGAAACUUUUUUAUCUGAGGCAGCUGCCAACCUUCGAAAUUUAUGAAGCAUAUUGUUUUUUCUGCAUGUUGAUAAUUCGUAUGAAUAACUGCCAAAAGCUAUGUUUCUGGCUUGCCCAUGUUCAUAGCCAAAUAUAAACCAAUAUAAAAAUAGAACCUUACUCUUUCGAACGUUCAAUGGCUCUAUCGUUAUUGUCUUCAAUAACUAUAUUUACCCCUUCUCUUUUUAUGAGUUCAAUGUAUGAUUGAAUCAAUUGG